Molecule: messenger RNA, 1859 nt
Organism: Micropterus dolomieu (smallmouth bass)
Lineage: Eukaryota; Metazoa; Chordata; Actinopteri; Centrarchiformes; Centrarchidae
Gene: dennd1b
Product: DENN/MADD domain containing 1B
Exons: 18
Coding region: 272-1630 (452 amino acids)
Biological process (GO): endocytic recycling; endocytosis
Cellular component (GO): intracellular membrane-bounded organelle; cytosol; nuclear speck
Molecular function (GO): guanyl-nucleotide exchange factor activity; phosphatidylinositol phosphate binding
Source: RefSeq, a predicted model, not a curated record
CGGGACUGGUGUUUGUUGCGGGAAAUAAACGCCGUGGUGCUGAACUGGGGGCUUCAGGCAUUAACGGUAGAAGGACCGGGCACAAACUACUACACUACCCCACCUCCAGGCAUGUGGUCACGGCAGUUUUCGACGGGUGUAAGAUAAGGAGGCAGAAGAAGUGGCGAGUUGAGAGUGAGGAAGGACGAGGUGGAAAUAUCCUCAGACAGCCAGCAGAGCAAAGCAGAGCCGCCCCGACAGCACGGAGUUGUCGCGAUGUUGUAACCAAACCAUGGACAGCAGAAUAAAGGAGAAUCCAGAAAGAACAUUUGAUCUGGUUGUACAGGUGGCAUGUCCAACAUCUGAAAAUGAAGAUCCAGCCGUGCUGUGGAGCUUCCCCCAGGACCACACAGACCAGGAGGUCCUUCAGACGAUACCAAAGUUCUGCUUCCCCUUUGACGUGGAAAGGGUUUCCCAGAGUCAAGUGGGGCAGAAUUUUACCUUUGUGCUGACGGACAUUGACGGCAAACAGAGGUUUGGUUUCUGUCGACUCACUCAAGGCUGCCGGGUCUGCAUAUGUCUGCUCAGUUAUUUACCAUGGUUUGAAAUCUACUACAAGUUGCUAAAUACUCUCGCAGACUACCUAACAAAACAACAGGAAAAUGACUUGAAUGACAUGCUGAAUUCUCUCUAUGAUCUGCCUGUGCCAAAGCCCUUCACGCCAGUCAACCUGAGUGUGAAUGAGCAGUUGUAUAUUGCCACUGGGCAAGUACUGAGAGAUCGGCAAAGCAAGGAGCCGCACUCCUACUUCAUUGCCCCGGAUAUCAAUGGACUGCCAACUAUCCCUGAAAGCAGGAACCUGACAGAGUACUUUGUGGCUGUGGACGUCAACAACAUGCUCCAGCUCUAUGCCAGUAUGCUGCAUGAACGGCGCAUCAUCAUUACCUCAAGCAAGCUUAGCACUUUAACUGCAUGUGUCCACGGUGCGGCCUCUCUGCUCUUUCCUAUGUACUGGCAGCACAUCUUCAUCCCUGUACUGCCCCCGCAUCUUCUGGACUACUGCUGUGCCCCCAUGCCAUACUUCGUGGGAGUUCAUCUUAGUCUGCUGGAGAGAGUACGCAGUCGAUCACUGGAGGAUGUGGUCAUUCUGAAUGUGGACACCAACACCCUGGAGAGCCCCUUUGAUGACCUGCACAACCUGCCCAGUGACGUGGUGUCCUCUCUAAAGAGCAAGCUGAAGAAGCAGUCAACAGCAACAGGAAGUGGUGUGGCGAGGGCCGUCCUGAGAGCGCAGGCCGCUCUUUUUGGAUCCUACCGAGAUGCCCUCCGAUAUAAACCCGGGGAGCCAAUCACGUUCUGUGAGGAGAGCUUUGUGAACCAUCGCUCGAGCACCAUGAGGAACUUCCUGUCCAUGGCUGUCAACCUGCAGCUCUUUAAACAGUUCAUCGACGGACGGCUGGCCAAAUUGAACGCAGGCCGCGGCUUCUCCGACGUGUUUGAAGAAGAGAUCACAGAGGGGGGCUUCUGUGGAAGUAAUUCAAGGUCUUACCAGCAAUGGAUGCACACUGUAAAGAGAGGAGGAGCACUCUUCAACACAGCUGUGACAAAGGUACGUUCUUCUGCAAAACUGCUUAAUAGGCAUUCACAUUAGUGAAGCUUAAUGCACUGUUGUCUCCAAUAUGUAUAAAUAAUUGGAUAUAAAACAUAUUAAUGUCUGUUUUAGAAUUGACAGUGGAUGGAAUGGGAGCAUUGUUCAUACCUACUCUAUGUUUUAUGAGCAGUACAAUGUGGUUAUGUGCCGUACAAUAGGUGGUCAGGGUGCCCUUUCAUGUUAUCGCCCUCUGUUACUGUGCGAGGCUCUCUUAUCCAGCCUUUUGUCU